Molecule: messenger RNA, 3365 nt
Organism: Vespa velutina
Lineage: Eukaryota; Metazoa; Arthropoda; Insecta; Hymenoptera; Vespidae
Gene: twz
Product: BTB/POZ domain-containing protein Tiwaz
Exons: 5
Coding region: 470-1513 (347 amino acids)
Biological process (GO): protein homooligomerization
Molecular function (GO): protein binding
Source: RefSeq, a predicted model, not a curated record
GAAACGACGACGAAGUCGCAGUCUCAUCGAAGCCGCGGUGGCGCGCGGCUUGCGCUAGUUGAGCGUCUAUAAACGAAAGAAUACACGUGAACGUGGGACCACGUGGGUUCCGUGAUUGUUUCUGUGCGAGGGAACAACGAUAUGAACAAAAUUUUCAUAUUUCUAACGAUGAAAGUAAUCUCGAGUUUCGUGAUCGUCCAUUUAGGAAGGUGUUGUUGAGUUUCUUUCUGUUUUUCUUUUUUUUUGUUUUCUCUUUUUUUUUUCUUUUCUUGUUUUUAUUUUUUUUUUUUCUUUUUUUUUUUUUUUUUCUUUCUUUUUGUUACUGUCGUAAGACUUUGAGGAGUAAGCUGACCAUUCGAAAAUAGUGGACAUCAGAACAACCGUCAACCUGGAGUCCACGUGCCAGAAACGACGGAAAUGUGAGGCCGACGGGAAGGAGGCGAAGGCCGAGCUAACGGCGCAACGCAGUAUGUUCCCUAGCGCACAAAUUAAGAUGAGAUUGCUGUCGCCAAGCAGUUCGCCGGCCACGUCGCCUACGAUGUCGAAUUCCUCGUCACCGACACCACCGACGCCGGUCACGCCGGUUUACAAUCAAAAGAUGACGGGUAUACCAUGUGUAGCGGCGGCUUCGAGGUACACGGCACCGGUACACAUUGACGUUGGUGGAACGAUAUACACAUCUUCCCUCGAAACUCUAACCAAGUAUCCAGAAUCGAGACUGGCCAAAUUAUUCAAUGGUAGUAUACCCAUUGUUUUGGACUCGUUGAAACAACAUUAUUUUAUCGACAGGGAUGGUAGUAUGUUUCGGCAUAUAUUGAACUUUAUGAGAAAUUCGCGACUCUUGAUACCUGACAACUUCGCCGAUUUGGAUUUAUUGCUCGAGGAAGCACGAUACUUCGACAUUGCACCGAUGUGCAAACAAUUGGAACAGAUAAAAAAGGAACGAAUAAAGAAUGGUACCGCGAGCUUAUCCUCGACUACUGGCUCAGCUUGUUCAACGGCUACCUCAACCGCCUCGGCAGCAUCGACUAUGACAACGACGACAUCAUCGUCGCCUAAACAAGGCACCGGAAGACAAAUUGGCAUGCGCGGGAAAGGCACGUCGAGUUGUUCGCUCGACUGUACAGGUUGCUCGAGUUGCUCGCCUUGCGACCAUGAGACCGAAAAAUUUCGUGGUAACGAGGGUAACCGCAGUUAUGAAUGCGUUGCCCUACACGUCAAUCCUGAUCUCGGUGAAAGAAUUAUGUUAUCGGGCGGGCACACUCUUCUCGAUGAAGUCUUUCCCGAGGCCAUGCAAGCUGUGAUUAACGCGCGUUCUGGUAUUGCCUGGCAUCAACAGGACACCCGUCACGUCAUCAGGUUUCCAUUGAACGGCUUUUGCAAGCUCAACUCCGUUCAAGCUAUUACGCGAUUGCUCAAUGCAGGAUUUCGUAUCGUUGCAAGUAGCGGUGGAGGUGGUGAAGGUCAACAAUUCUCGGAAUACCUCUUCGUCAGACAGUCCAUUAAUACCUGACGGAAAACGACUAUCAACAUUUAUCCAAUCAUUUUAUCGAUUUUAUUCGCGAUGUCGUCUCUAAUAUCGAAUAUUAAUCGAGUGAACGCAACGAUCGUGAUUCAAAUUAAUAUCUUCCUCGCCAAUUAUCUUACAAAGCUAAAUCUAUUUUUACGUGGCAAUAGAGAAAUCGAAUCGAUAUUCCGCGUUCGAUAUUAUAGUUCAUUAAAUAUCGAUAAAGAUCUUCGAGAUUUUAUGAUAUAAAGAGAAACCGAACGUUUACAUGGGGUUGACAUAAAAGACAAAAAGAGAAAAGAAAAAGGAUUAAAAAAAAAAAAAAAAAAAAAAAAGAAAAAAGUAAAAAAGUAAAAGAAAAACAGGUCAACCUGAUACGGAAAAUGUGUAUUUUGUGUCGAGAGUCUUUAUGCGACGUAAUUAACGGUAGCUUUACAAUAGUUAUUAUUAAUAUAUAUACAUAUAUAUAUAUAUAUAUAUAUAUAUAUAUAUAUAUAUAUAUAUAUAUAUAUAUAGGUAUAGAACGGAGAAGAUGAAGAACACCAUGUCAGCAUUCGUCCAAGGAUAAAUAUUUUAUUCGAUAUUGUUCGGAUGGCUUUGUACUUGGGUAUAUCUUAAGUGCAAAUCGAUCAUUCAAAUUUGUUAUUAUAUAAUAAGAUGUACUUAUAUGUAUUUAUAUGCCAUACUAAUUAUUGUAAAUAUCGCGAAUAAACUAUUGUUCGUCUAUACACACAUGCAAGCACGCAUGCACGCAUAUACACAACAUACGUACACACACACACACACACACACACACACACACGCACGCACACAACGCAGAGAUACGAAUUGUUACGUAUGCAUGUAUUAUUAAAGAAAACAAAAACAAAAAAAAAGACAAAAAAAAGAAAAGACAAAAACAAAAACGAAAAAGAAGCAUAUAUUCUCUCUCUCUCUCUCUCUCUCUCUCUCUCUCUCUCUCUCUCUCUCUCUCUCUCUGUCUCUCCUGACUGACCCAUUAUAUCUCAUAACACUAAUAUAAGUUAUAUUAUUCGUCCGUGUCUACCGUCAGGAAUAUUCAAAAGCUUUUAAAACUAUUACUUUUUAACAGACAAUAAAAACCCAUUGGAUAUACAAAAGCAUGAUAAAAGGGAGAAAAACAAAGGACGAAAGAAAAAGUGGGAGAUGCGCCGAUCGCGUAACCUCCAGAAUGAGGGAUAAAGCGUAGGAACAUCGUAGCCACGGGCCCCGUUUCCAUGGUUACUAUGAACUCAAUAUCCGCGAUGCCGACAGGCACCACUAGCCUGAGGCUGUCAUCCCUCGAACCAGAGCCGCUGCUGCCGUCGUCGAGUUCGCUGGUCUCUCCCUUGCAACCCAUCUUUGCCUCUUCUCUUCCUGCCUCCCUUUUCUACCUCCUCAUCCUCAUCCUCAUCCUCUCUCUCUCUCUCUCUCUCUAUCUCUCACUCUCUCUCUAUCUUCCUCGUCUUGAUUAUAUCCCAUUUCUAGAUCGCCGCAGGGACUACUCUCGUACACCAGGUCCUCCGAUACACGACACGAGGUGAAGUAGCCUUCGGCAUCGACGUGGAAGAUGGCUUUGAAAUUCUGGAAUUUCCGUGAUUUUAGUAUAUGGAAUAAUCUAAUUGUUUUAUUCAGAUCUCUGUCUCUCUGUCUCUCUCUCUCUCUCUCUCACUCUCACUCUGUCUCUCUGUUUCUCUCUCUCUCUUUCUCUCUCUCUCUCUCUCUCUCUGUCUCUGUCCUUGUCUCUCUCAAUCUAUCAUAAUAUGUGUACCAUGAUAUUAUAGGAGAAAUUUCAAUGAAUAUCUUUUUGUUUAAUUGUUGUAUCAUAAAGCAAUUGAUAAAAAAAGAAAUAUUAUAUUUA